Dendrobium catenatum is the source of this 583-nucleotide messenger RNA. RefSeq lists its product as uncharacterized. The coding region runs from base 80 to 421 and encodes 113 amino acids. The transcript is spliced from 3 exons. The record is from RefSeq and is a predicted model, not a curated record. Lineage: Eukaryota; Viridiplantae; Streptophyta; Magnoliopsida; Asparagales; Orchidaceae.
CUCCUCCUGACCUCUUCCUCCCUCUGCUUCCCGGCGAGUUCUCCUUCUCUUCUAGGCUAGGGAUUUCUCCUACGAAUCAAUGGAAAAAAGCACAGAGGGGACAAAGGUGGACUGGAUGUCGGUGCCGGCUUUCGGGGACUGGGAUAACCAGAAGGGGAUGCCGGAUUACUCAUUGGACUUCUCCAAGGUCCGACAGAUGCGGAAGCUGAAUAAAUCUGAUUACUCUCGCAUCUCCAUUGGAAACGAUGAAGAUCUUCUUAACGGUUCCAAAAAGGAUGACGAGAUCCUUAACCGAUCCAAGGUGGCUGCCUCCGCCGUCUCUCGUUCCGGCAUCGCCGUAACUCCGGCGAUAGGCCACCAGCACUCUCCCUCGGGGAGGAAAAAGGUCAUGAGCUAUUUCGUUUGCUGCAUUAAGGCUUGAAGCCUUCUUCCCUUCAAGGGUCAAUAAACAUUAUUUCCGCUUUUUUGUUUUUUGUUUUUAUCAUUGUAAAAAACAUAUCGUUUUUAAUGAGCAGCUGCUUUGAUGUUUAGUUUAAAAAAAAAAACGUAAUAAAAAAUUAAGGAUAAUUAUGCUGUGCACAUA